This is a messenger RNA of Drosophila teissieri, 1099 nucleotides long. RefSeq names its product G patch domain and ankyrin repeat-containing protein 1 homolog. Gene Ontology annotation, molecular function: protein binding; nucleic acid binding. The coding region runs from base 61 to 1071 and encodes 336 amino acids. The record is from RefSeq and is a predicted model, not a curated record. The transcript has a single exon. Lineage: Eukaryota; Metazoa; Arthropoda; Insecta; Diptera; Drosophilidae.
CCUGGGUCACAUCUGCAAAAUGUUUAUUUACAAAACAAGUUAACAUAAUUAUUGGCAAAAAUGAAUUCUCAAAAUGAAUUGCAUCCAAAUUGGCUGGCUUUAACAACUUUGCCACUGCAACUAAAACGAUUCGUCCGUGCUGGAGACCCGGAUUUCAUCCCCGAAUCCUCAAAAGCAGUAAAACACCAAAUCGAUGGGUUAAACGGAGCGGAGGCUCGUGAUUUCUACAAGGAGGUGCUGGAUGCACCUACAACCUGCCAAGUUAAGCUACCAUCUGCACAUAAAACUGGAGAAAUAAAAAGAGAGCCAGAAAGGAUCCUUGUCCCUUUUGACAAAAGCAAGUUCUUCCGCUUGGCCACCAGCAACAAAGUAGAGGAGCUGUCCCAAAUGCAGGUCUCGGAGGAGGAUCUGAAUUCUCGCGAUUCCUUUGGCUGGACAGCCUUAAUGAUGGCUGCCUGUGAAGGAGCCACUGAAGUAGUGAGUUGGCUACUGCAGAGAGGGGUCCAAGUAGAGACCUCAGACAAAUCCGGAAAUACAGCUCUGAAACUGGCCCAACGGAAAGGUCACUCUGAGGUAGCUCAUCUGUUGGAAACACUAACCAUACUAGAAGAACCUAGCGAUGAGGAUGAGUCAAUUGAUAGCAACAACCCCUUUUACUGUGAAAUCUGCAAGAGAGAGUACAAUGAAACCCCCUGGCCAGUUCAUCAAACAUCCACAGUUCAUCAGUUCAAUCUAAAGGCUCUGCCCGCUCAUAAGCUACACAAGUUUAAUAUAUCUGCCAAGAAUCGGGGACUCCAAUUGAUGGUGAAACAGGGCUGGGACCAGGAACACGGAUUGGGACCCAGUCAAAGUGGUCGACUGUAUCCUGUCAAGACUGUCCUUCGCAAGCAACGUACUGGACUGGGAAUCGAACAGCAGCCGGCACGGGUCUCCCACUUUGGAGCUUUUGAUUUAAACGCUGUUAGGAGAAGGGAUCCCAUAUAUCAGCCGAGAAGAACGCGAAACGAUAUGCAGAGGGAAAAAGUGCGCGAAUGGAAGCGAGAGCGGUACCUCCGCAGGGAACUAAGUUAAAGCUUAACAUAAUUGUGUUGUAAAUUAU